Castor canadensis (American beaver) is the source of this 469-nucleotide messenger RNA. The record is from RefSeq and is a predicted model, not a curated record. Lineage: Eukaryota; Metazoa; Chordata; Mammalia; Rodentia; Castoridae.
AUGAAGUGCUCAGUAGCCGCCUGGCUCUUAAUUGGGCUCAGCCUCGGUGUACCCCAGUUCGGCAAAGGUGAUAUUUGUGAUCCCAACCCAUGUGAAAAUGGAGGUAUCUGUUUGUCAGAAUUGGCUGGUGAUUCCUUUUCUUGUGAGUGUCCAGAUGGCUUCACAGAUCCCAACUGCUCUAGUGUUGUGGAGGUUGCUGCUGACGAAGCAGAACCAACUUCAGCAGGUCCCUGCAUUCCAAACCCAUGCCAUAAUGGAGGAACCUGUGAGAUAAGUGAAGCAUACCGAGGAGAUACAUUCAUAGGCUAUGUUUGUAAAUGUCCCAAAGGAUUUAAUGGGAUUCACUGUCAGCACAACAUAAAUGAAUGUGAAGGUGAGCCUUGCAAAAAUGGUGGAAUAUGUACAGACCUUGUUGCUAACUAUUCCUGUGAAUGCCCAGGAGAAUUUAUGGGAAGAAACUGUCAAUAUA